Messenger RNA from Benincasa hispida (wax gourd), 1203 nucleotides. NCBI's taxonomy places the organism in Eukaryota, Viridiplantae, Streptophyta, Magnoliopsida, Cucurbitales, Cucurbitaceae. The record is from RefSeq and is a predicted model, not a curated record.
AUGGCAGAAGCUUCCCGGAGAAGCGCCCUGGCUAUUGCGGAUCCUAAGGAAACUAUUCAAAGAGAAUCCUAUGAGGGACCCAUCAGAGUUGUUUUGGAGGAUGUGGGAAGGAAGAAGCUGCCGGAAACGGCUAAAGGGAAGAAGAAAAGAAAGAGCAAGGAGAAGCGGGUAGACGGAUAUGAAGAGGCCCGACCAAAGAAGGAGAAGAAAGAAAAGAAGUCGAGUGAGAAGAGGGAGCGUAGGCGAGAAGAGAAGCGCCUGAAGAAGGAAGAAAAGAGAAAGAGGGCGGAAAGCCCGGAUGUCGACGGAGAAUCCACCACCGCAAGCGUGGAAGAGGGGGUGUCACCGCAAGAAAAAAAAUCAGUGCAACCUCAAGAGGCAUCAAUGCAUAUCAGAAUGGUUGUGACUGAAGACCGAGAGGAUUCGGACAUUACACCUCUAAUGCGGCGUCGCAAGGAGAAUGCGCCACAAGGUGAGCCUGCGUUGACCAAAAUACGUCCAUCAACAAAGAAGGAAAAUGAUGACAUGAUGAUGGAGAUGGGAUUCAUUCCCGCGUCAACGCCACUUCCUGAUUUUACAAGUGUUGUGUUGGAGCAUGGGUGGGAGACAUUCUACCAGUGCCUAUCUAUCAUAAUUCCAACGGUAGUGAGAGCUUUUUAUAAGGGAAGGCUCCAUGGCACGAAAGAUGCGGUGAUCAUGAAAGGGUGUAUAGUGCCAUUCAGCGCAAGGGACAUCAACGAAUUAUAUAAGAUGAAGGACAUCCCGGAUGCAUCGGGUAACAAAAUUAUUGAUGAUCCCCAAGAAGAAAAAAUGGAGGAUGCACUGAGAACAUUAACGCAAUCGGGCACUCAGUGGUCGGUAUCCUUGAAAGGCAUUAAGACCCUUGCGUCCAGCAAACUGCUUCCUGAAGCACGUCUUUGGGUUUACUUGGUGAAAAGGCGCAUCAUCCCUACAUCGCAUGACAAAACAGUUUCAAGGGAUCGAGUAAUGGCUGCAUAUUGCAUAGCAUGCGGUAUUCUGAUUGACGUGAGCCACCUGAUUGCAGCCCAAGCCAAAGAAGCAGCGCAAAGAAAACAAAGGCAAGGAAAAAGUCCAAGAGCAAUCAACGCAAGACCAAAUACCCUUGGACCCCUUACCUUUAAUUAUUCGCCCUCCGAGCCCACCAAUGGAACUCCUUUCCCCACUCCUGGAACACUUUACUAA